GCUAGUCCAGCCCCGCCUCCGAGCUCUGUCAUGGCGGCGUCCGGUGCUCGAGCCGGUCUGAGAGAACGCGACGAUGCUGGGGUUUCUGUCCGCGCGACAAACUGGUUUGGAAGAUCCUCUUCACCUCCGGAGAGCAGAGUCCACACGGAGGGUUUUGGGACUGGAGUUAAACAAAGACAGAGAUGUUGAAAGAAUCCAUAGCAGUGGAGUUAACACCCUUGACAUUGAACCUGUUGAAGGGCGAUACAUGUUAUCAGGUGGUUCAGAUGGUGUGAUUGUGCUUUAUGACCUUGAGAACUCCAGCAGACAACCUUAUUACACAUGUAAAGCCGUGUGUUCCAUUGGCAGAAACCAUCCUGAGGUUCACAAAUACAGUGUGGAGACUGUACAGUGGUAUCCUCAUGACACUGGCAUGUUCACAUCAAGCUCAUUUGAUAAAACUCUUAAAGUAUGGGAUACAAACACAUUACAAACUGCAGAUAUGUUUAAUUUUGAGGAGACAGUUUAUAGUCAUCAUAUGUCUCCAGUCGCCACCAAGCACUGUUUGAUAGCAGUCGGUACUAAAGGGCCCAAAGUACAACUUUGUGACUUAAAGUCUGGAUCCUGUUCUCACAUUCUACAGGGUCACAGACAAGAAAUAUUGGCAGUUUCCUGGUCACCACGUUAUGACUAUAUCUUGGCAACUGCAAGUGCUGACAGUAGAGUAAAAUUAUGGGAUGUGAGGAGAGCGUCAGGUUGUUGGAUGACUCUUGAUCAACAUAAUGGGAAAAAGUCACAAGCUGUUGAAUCAGCAAACACUGCUCAUAAUGGGAAAGUUAAUGGCUUAUGUUUUACAAGUGAUGGGCUUCACCUUCUCACUGUUGGUACAGAUAAUCGAAUGAGGCUCUGGAAUAGUUCCAAUGGAGAAAACACACUUGUGAACUAUGGAAAAGUUUAUAAUGACAGUAAAAAAGGAUUGAAAUUCACUGUCUCCUGUGGCUGCAGUUCAGAAUUUGUUUUUGUACCAUAUGGUAGCACCAUUGCUGUUUAUACCGUUUACUCAGGAGAACAGAUAACUAUGCUAAAGGGACAUUAUAAAAGUGUUGACUGCUGUGUAUUUCAGUCUAAUUUCCAGGAACUAUAUAGUGGUAGCAGAGACUGCAAUAUUCUCGCUUGGGUACCGUCCUUAUAUGAACCUGUUCCUGAUGAUGAUGAGACUACAACAAAAUCCCAGUUAAAUCCAGCUUUUGAAGAUGCCUGGAGCAGCAGUGAUGAGGAAGGAUGAAUGUUAACCUUUAGUACCUUUUUUCUCUAUUGAUGAUGAAUCUUUUUAGGUGGAAAUGUUUGUGUGGGUUUUUGUUUUUUUAACUGUCUGGUCUAUUCCACAACUAAAUUAGUCCUCAGUUUGGAUAAUUUUUCCCUCAUGUUUUAAAAUGAGGUUAAUAUUUGCAUGAAGUCCUAAAACAGACUUCUAUAUAGUUUAUUAAUCAAAAUAUGUCCUUUGAUCCCAUUUGCUGUGGCCUGGGGCCACUACUGCUGUAAUAUGAGGACAUGAGUUAUUACACCUCAGUUGGGACCUUGAGCAGAUUUUCUGAACUGUAAGAUGCAAUCUCAGAGGAUCAGCAAGUGGAGGUUAUCAGCUGGCUGUACCAUCAGAAUGAUUUUACCAAGGAUGAUUACAUUAAAAAUAGUAGUUGACAUGGCAACAUCAGAAUUAUUAUUAUUUUUUUGGAGUCAGAGUCUCUGUUGCCCAGGCUGG
Carlito syrichta (Philippine tarsier) is the source of this 1738-nucleotide messenger RNA. RefSeq names its product ERCC excision repair 8, CSA ubiquitin ligase complex subunit (gene ERCC8). Gene Ontology annotation, biological process: proteasome-mediated ubiquitin-dependent protein catabolic process; transcription-coupled nucleotide-excision repair; protein polyubiquitination. Gene Ontology annotation, cellular component: Cul4A-RING E3 ubiquitin ligase complex; nucleotide-excision repair complex. The record is from RefSeq and is a predicted model, not a curated record. Gene Ontology annotation, molecular function: protein binding. The transcript is spliced from 12 exons. Bases 74 to 1264 code for a protein of 396 amino acids. Lineage: Eukaryota; Metazoa; Chordata; Mammalia; Primates; Tarsiidae.